Messenger RNA from Melitaea cinxia (Glanville fritillary), 1929 nucleotides. Its product is annotated as probable cytochrome P450 301a1, mitochondrial. The transcript is spliced from 8 exons. Gene Ontology annotation, molecular function: oxidoreductase activity, acting on paired donors, with incorporation or reduction of molecular oxygen; monooxygenase activity; heme binding. The coding region runs from base 1 to 1596 and encodes 531 amino acids. The record is from RefSeq and is a predicted model, not a curated record. Lineage: Eukaryota; Metazoa; Arthropoda; Insecta; Lepidoptera; Nymphalidae.
AUGGGCCGCUCGCUGCAUUUUUUAUCGUCGUACACACGACCGUUUGCAAUUAAAAAUUCCCGCCAAGCAACAACGGGAUGUCCCUUUUCAAAGCGACAACGCUCCCAAGUAGCACCAGCUGCUUCCCUAAGCGAGGAGAUGUUCGCAAAUGCGAAACCCUACUCCGCAGUCCCCGGUCCUAAACCUAUCCCUAUCCUUGGUAAUACGUGGCGAAUGGUACCAGUUAUCGGACAGUACGAUAUUUCGGAAUUCGCGAAAGUGACCAAGUUGUUUUUAGAGAAAUAUGGCCGUAUUGUUCGGUUGGGUGGUUUGAUCGGAAGGCCGGAUUUGCUGUUUGUGUAUGAUGCUGAUGAAAUUGAGAGGAUGUACAGGAGGGAGGGACCCACACCCUUCAGGCCAGCUAUGCCGUGUCUCGUGAAAUAUAAAUCGGAGGUCCGUAAGGAUUUCUUUGGUGAUCUGCCUGGCGUUGUUGGAGUUCAUGGGGAAAAAUGGAGGCAAUUCCGUUCAAAGGUUCAGAGACCAAUUUUACAACCGCAGACAGUUAAGAAAUAUGUAUCUCCAAUCGAAAUGGUGACGGAAGAUUUCAUCAGGUACAUGGAAAAUGCUAGAGAUGAUAAUGGUGAUCUACCACAUGAGUUCGACAAUGAUAUACAUAGAUGGUCACUGGAAUGUAUCGGUCGAGUGGCUCUGGACACUCGACUAGGCUGUCUUUCCCCCAACGUCACCAGUGACUCGGAACCUCAGCGGAUAAUUGAUGCUGCUAAAUAUGCUCUAAGGAAUGUAGCCGUACUCGAAUUGAAAGCGCCUUACUGGAGAUACUUCCCAACUCCGCUUUGGACCAAAUACGUCAAUAACAUGAACUUCUUUGUUGAAUUAUGCUCGCGAUACAUAAACGAAGCCUUGGAAAGGUUGAAGAGCAAGAAGGUGACAUCAGAGAACGACCUUUCUCUACUAGAAAGAGUUCUGCAGAGUGAGGGAGACCCUAAGAUUGCAACUAUCAUGGCUCUUGAUCUUAUCCUUGUUGGAAUUGAUACGAUAUCAAUGGCAGUAUGUUCAAUUCUCUACCAAGCAGCAACAAGAUUGAAGCAGCAAGACAAAAUGGCGGAGGAAAUAAGACGAGUGCUACCAGAUCCAAGCAAACCUCUUACUUACGCUGAUUUAGACAAACUGCACUAUACUAAGGCUUUCGUUAGAGAAGUUUUCAGAAUGUACUCAACAGUAAUUGGAAAUGGUAGAACGCUUCAAGAAGACGAUAUUAUUUGUGGAUAUCAUAUUCCAAAAGGCGUUCAAGUGGUAUUCCCAACGAUAGUCACAGGCAACAUGAAGCAGUUCGUCGCCAAUCCCGAAGAGUUUAGACCGGAACGAUGGCUAGAAACCGAUGGUAGACUACACUCCUUCGCUUCCUUACCUUAUGGUUUCGGAGCCAGGAUCUGUUUGGGAAGGCGAUUUGCUGAUCUGGAGAUCCAAGUACUUUUGGCUAAGUUAUUACGCCGUUAUCGUCUAGAAUACCACCACGAACCACUGAAGUAUGCUGUCACAUUCAUGUAUGCUCCCGAUGGACCUCUGCGUCUGAGAAUGUUGGAGAGAUCAACAUAGGGGAAGGUUAAAGAAAUAACAUAAGGUUUUAACAUUUCUAUACACAAUGUUAGACUGAUCUAGUUUCGAAAUGCGAGUAUAUUGAAAAAAAGUUUAUAUUUCGUAUUAUGGAUUUUGAUCUAUUUUUCGGAAUGGUUAUAUUCUUUGUGAUUUCCUGCCAUCUGAGAUUCUGUAACGAAAAGCAAAUGUAUUAUUUUUAUUACACAGAUUCUACUUGGUCAAAAUAUUAGGAAAAUUGAAGGUUAAAAUUACUCGUGAUAGUCGGAUUCAUAAAACUAAUUAGUGCCUGGGUGACCGAGCUUAGCUCGGUAUUUUGAGUAAAUCGUGUUUUUU